Sabethes cyaneus is the source of this 644-nucleotide messenger RNA. It is a transcript of the gene Alg13, whose product is annotated as UDP-N-acetylglucosamine transferase subunit ALG13 homolog. The record is from RefSeq and is a predicted model, not a curated record. Gene Ontology annotation, molecular function: hexosyltransferase activity. Bases 101 to 613 code for a protein of 170 amino acids. The transcript is spliced from 2 exons. Lineage: Eukaryota; Metazoa; Arthropoda; Insecta; Diptera; Culicidae. Gene Ontology annotation, biological process: dolichol-linked oligosaccharide biosynthetic process.
UCGCAACGCAACAAACUAGUAAUUGCAAACAUUGUGAUUGUAGCGUAGUGAUUUGUUGUUUGUUUACUGCUGCGUUAUCACAUAUAUUUCUAGAGCAACUAUGAGACGCAUCACAUAUGAGAGAGUAUUCGUUACUGUCGGAACCACACAAUUCGAAGAACUGAUUGAUAAAAUCACGGAACAAGCAAUAGUUGAUGAAUUGCGACGAUUAGGUUGCCGUAAAUUGCAUCUUCAGAUAGGGCGUGGCAAAGAUCCGAUCAUCUCCAAAGCCAUAUUCGGCAACGACAUUGAAGUAAAGCUUUUUGACCUAAAAACUAGCAUUAUAGAAGAUAUUCAGCAGGCUGAUCUUGUAAUAAGCCAUGCAGGUGCCGGUAGCUGCAUUGAAGUUUUGGGAGCAGGAAAGCCACUCAUUGUAGUAGUUAACGAACGGUUAAUGGACAACCAUCAAACCGAGCUUGCAGAACAGUUGUCGCAGGACGGCUAUCUGUUAUAUUGCACACCGUCCACUCUAUGUAAUACUUUGACCGAAGCAAACUUUGAUCAACUGAAGAAGUUUCCUCCUGGUUCAACUGCAGACUUCACUAAAUAUUUGGAUAAAUUUAUGGGUUAUUAAGAUUUGUAACUUUUGUUUAAGGGAUAAAUGU